AGGUAAAACCCAUUUAUUCCCUGACAGCCCCCAUCACAUGGAUGGUUGUCUAUUAACUUGUUCAAAAAGUAUCAGGAGUUGUCAAGCCUCAACUGAAGGGGGGAAAGUAGUUUGUUGAUUCUUAAAAACCGAGAGAGAAGUUUCUGGACUCGGCAAGAACCUGCGAAAAGGAUAAAUAAGACUGAAAGCUUCUAUUAGCUAAACAAAGUUUUUUUUUUCAAAGCUGCAAGGUAACAAAACUGUGAACUCUUUCUGCUGUGGAUUUUUUUUUCUGGUGAAGCAGGUUACACGAAAAAUCAGUUUGAAUGUAUAACAUGAUGGAAACCGAACUCAAACCCCCCGCCCCUCAACCCAAUUCUGGGGGAACGGGGAAUUCGAACUCCUCUACAAAUAACCAGAAAAACAGUCCGGACCGAGUGAAGAGGCCAAUGAACGCAUUCAUGGUGUGGUCGAGGGGCCAGCGGAGGAAAAUGGCGCAGGAAAACCCUAAAAUGCACAAUUCGGAAAUUAGUAAAAGGCUCGGGGCCGAGUGGAAACUUUUAUCCGAAACCGAAAAGAGACCCUUCAUCGACGAAGCCAAGCGUCUUCGUGCGCUUCACAUGAAAGAACAUCCGGAUUACAAAUACAGACCGAGGCGGAAAACCAAGACUCUGAUGAAGAAGGACAAGUACACUCUGCCAGGUGGGCUUCUCGCUCCGGGCGGCAAUGCCAUGAGCACCGGGGUGGGUGUAGGGGCUGGCUUGGGUGCCGGGGUCAAUCAAAGGAUGGACAGCUAUGCGCAUAUGAAUGGCUGGACAAACGGAGGAUAUGGUAUGAUGCAGGACCAGUUGGGCUACCCGCAGCACCCGGGCUUAAACGCUCACAACGCUGCCCAAAUGCAGCCCAUGCACCGCUAUGAUAUGAGCGCUCUCCAGUACAACUCCAUGACCAACUCACAGACCUACAUGAACGGAUCACCUACUUAUAGCAUGUCCUACUCGCAACAAAGCACCCCGGGCAUGACACUGAGCUCAAUGGGGUCGGUGGUGAAGUCGGAGUCCAGUUCCAGUCCACCGGUAGUCACUUCAUCUUCCCAUUCAAGGGCACCUCAGUGUCAGACCGGGGACCUUCGGGACAUGAUCAGUAUGUACCUGCCCGGUGCUGAAGUACCAGAACCAACUGCCCAAAGCAGACUUCACAUGUCCCAGCACUACCAGAGCGCACCUGUACCCGGUACAACGAUUAAUGGCACACUUCCUCUAUCGCAUAUGUAAAUGAGCUUUUACUAUAGACGUUGGACUUAUCGGACUAUUUUUGUACAGAACAUUUUGGGGGCGGGAAAGAACUUGUAUAGAUGUCAAUGGAGGAACAGAAAACUUUUUUUUUUGUUAUUUUUUUAAUAAUGUUCUAGUGGAACGGUAUGGACUUUGCAAAAGUUUGCAAAAAAGUUCACUACAGUAAUAUCUAGAGCUAGCCUCAAUCAAUUAAAAGUUUUAUUAUGAAAAACGUUUUGUACAGUAUUUAUCAACGAAACAUGGCAAUCAAAAUGUCAAAUGUUUGUAAACUCGAAGUAGUUGCCAAUUUUAUAAAGCAAGUGUCUGCUUCGAUCAGACGCCGAAAAACUGUUCAUGAAUAAAAUGAACAAAUGUACUAGAAGUGAAAAAAUUGGGCUUUUUAAAUUGUAUAAAGCAGGUAAUAUAAAAAGUAAAUAUCUUUAAAGGGCAAAUAGAUUGUACUAAACGCUUUACUUUAAAAUGACAUACAACUAUCUUUGCAGAUUUAAACACUUGUUAAUUUAUAUAUUUUGCUCCCCAUUCUUUAAUUCUGUUAGGAAUACAAGGAAUUAUGUGUUUAUUAUUUUCUAUUGGUUUGUAAUAUUUCUGUAAAUGUAUUGUGACAUUUAAAGGUUUUCUUUUCUUUUCCAUUUCCGUAGCUGUAUUUUAAAAUUCGGCUCUGUAUUAUUGAUCCAGUAUGCCGACACUCCAUGUAUAUAUUUGAACUAAUAACACCCUUAUAACAGUUUCGUUUUCAGCUUAAGUUUUUCAUUAUGCAGAGUUGAAAUGAAUAAAUUUUUGAAAUUUGCAUA
Messenger RNA from Polypterus senegalus (gray bichir), 2065 nucleotides. It is a transcript of the gene sox2, whose product is annotated as SRY-box transcription factor 2. The coding region runs from base 306 to 1253 and encodes 315 amino acids. The record is from RefSeq and is a predicted model, not a curated record. The transcript has a single exon. Gene Ontology annotation, molecular function: DNA-binding transcription factor activity, RNA polymerase II-specific; RNA polymerase II cis-regulatory region sequence-specific DNA binding. Gene Ontology annotation, biological process: cell differentiation; anatomical structure morphogenesis; regulation of DNA-templated transcription. Lineage: Eukaryota; Metazoa; Chordata; Cladistia; Polypteriformes; Polypteridae.